AUAUUAAUGAUAGGCCAGCAAUGACCUCUACCGGUAGACAAUUGGAUAUAUUUUUACCAUAAAUUACAAAGUUAUUUUGCUAGGAAGAGGGAUUUUCUAUAAGCCUCAAAGAACAACACCAAAAGUACAAAGUGAAAAAAAAAAAAAAAAAAAAAAAAGGCUUUCUCUCUUUCCUACCAUAUUUUUACAUGCCACGUAUGCUGUAACUCUGUAUAUCACGCCUAGUAUAUAAACUAGGAUCUUGUCCCUGUCUCUUAAAUGCUCUCACCCUUCUUCCAGUUUUUUGCCUCUGAAAAUUGAUUCCACUGGCCAUGGCGGUUUCUGGCUGUCUCAUGAGACUAAACCCACAAUCUAUCUCUCCAUGUCUGAAUUAUCCAAAACCAAAUGGUAAUUGCAGAAAACAGUUCUCUUUGAGAGCCUGUAUUGGUACUUCAGAAGAUGGAGAAGGAACGGUGACAAGUAGAGAAAACAAUGGAUGGAAGAUCGAUUAUUCCACUGAAAAACCUUCGACGCCAUUGCUUGACACAAUCAACUAUCCAGUUCACAUGAAGAAUCUAUCCAUACAGGAUCUUGAACAACUAGCAGCAGAACUUAGAGUUGAUAUAGUACACAGCGUAUCAAAGACAGGUGGGCAUCUCAGUGCUAGCUUAGGAGUUGUAGAGCUGGCAAUAGCGUUGCACCAUGUAUUCAACACCCCUGAAGACAAAAUCAUAUGGGAUGUUGGGCAUCAAGCAUACCCUCAUAAAAUUCUUACAGGAAGGAGGUCCAGGAUGCACUCCAUUAGAAAAACUUCAGGGCUUGCUGGGUUUACUAAAAGAGAGGAGAGCAUUUAUGAUGCUUUUGGUGCAGGACAUAGUUCUACAAGCAUAUCUGCUGGCCUUGGCAUGGCAGUUGCACGAGAUCUACUACGGAAGAACAAUAAUGUUAUUUCAGUGAUUGGAGAUGGAGCCAUGACUGCAGGUCAAGCAUAUGAAGCCAUGAAUAAUGCAGGAUAUCUUGACUCCAACUUGAUUGUUAUACUGAAUGACAAUAAGCAAGUUUCCCUACCCACUGCAACUCUUGAUGGCCCUGCAAGUCCUGUGGGAGCCCUUAGCAGUGCUUUAACCAAGCUCCAAGCAAGCACCAAGUUCCGAAAACUUCGAGAAGCAGCAAAAAAUAUCACAAAGCAAAUCGGUGGCCCAACCCACGAAGUUGCAGCAAAAGUUGAUGAAUAUGCAAGGGGUUUGAUCAGUGCUUCUGGGUCUACACUCUUUGAGGAACUUGGCCUGUACUAUAUUGGUCCAGUGGAUGGCCACAAUGUUGGAGAUCUAGUCACCAUUUUCGAGAAAGUGAAAGCAAUGCCUGCACCAGGGCCAGUUUUGAUCCACAUAGUGACAGAGAAAGGGAAAGGCUAUCCCCCCGCCGAGACAGCAGCAGAUAAAAUGCACGGGGUUGUCAAGUUUGACCCUAAAACAGGCAAACAAUUUAAGGCAAAAUCCUCUACACUUGCAUAUACUCGGUACUUUGUUGAAUCUCUAAUAAAAGAAGCUGAAAUAGAUGACAAGAUUGUAGCCAUCCAUGCGGCAAUGGGUGGUGGAACUGGUCUCAACUAUUUCCAGAAAAAGUUUCCAGAACGCUGCUUUGAUGUGGGGAUUGCAGAGCAACACGCUGUAACAUUUGCUGCUGGUUUAGCUACAGAAGGUCUCAAGCCAUUCUGUGCCAUCUAUUCAUCAUUCCUGCAACGAGGAUAUGAUCAGGUGAUACAUGAUGUGGAUCUUCAAAAACUACCUGUUCGCUUUGCUAUGGACCGAGCUGGUUUGGUUGGUGCGGAUGGACCCACCCAUUGUGGUGCUUUUGAUAUCACGUACAUGGCUUGCUUGCCCAAUAUGGUGGUCAUGGCUCCAUCUGACGAGGCUGAACUAAUGCACAUGGUGGCCACAGCAGCAAAAAUAGAUGAUAGACCAAGCUGCUUCAGGUUUCCAAGGGGUAAUGGAAUUGGAGCACUACUUCCUUCUGAUAACAAAGGAACUCCAAUUGAGAUUGGAAAGGGAAGAAUAUUGAUGGAAGGCAGUAGAGUUGCUAUUUUGGGUUAUGGUUCCAUCGUCCAACGAUGUGUGGAAGCUGCAAGCAUGCUAAAAACUCAAGACAUUUUUGUGACAGUUGCUGAUGCAAGAUUUUGCAAACCAUUGGAUACAGAGCUCAUCAAGCAAUUGACCAGUGAGCAUGAAAUCCUAAUUACUGUGGAAGAGGGUUCAAUAGGAGGCUUUGGAUCUCAUGUAUCACAUUACCUAAGCUUGAGUGGAAUUCUGGAUGGACCCCUUAAGUUGCGAGCAAUGGUGCUUCCUGAUAGAUACAUUGACCAUGGAUCACCUGAAGAUCAGAUUGAAGAAGCUGGACUCUCCUCAAGGCAUAUCUCUGCAUCAGUCUUAUCCCUCCUGGGAAAGCCAAAAGAAGCACUUUGGUUCAAGUGAGCAAACAAAAACAACGAACGGGGUUCUUCCCGUGAGAGCUGUAAAUAGCAUCAAGAAAUUUAGAAAAGGUUUAUAUGACCUCCUAAGUCAAAGGAUGUUGUCAGACCAAACAUAGGAAGUUUUUUUAUUUUUUAUUUAUAUUUAUAUAUAUAUAGGUACUAUUAUUAUUCAGGAUUUCUUAAAUCAGAACUCAU
Messenger RNA from Ziziphus jujuba (common jujube), 2644 nucleotides. Its product is annotated as probable 1-deoxy-D-xylulose-5-phosphate synthase 2, chloroplastic. The transcript is spliced from 10 exons. Bases 312 to 2450 code for a protein of 712 amino acids. Gene Ontology annotation, molecular function: 1-deoxy-D-xylulose-5-phosphate synthase activity. Gene Ontology annotation, biological process: terpenoid biosynthetic process. The record is from RefSeq and is a predicted model, not a curated record. Lineage: Eukaryota; Viridiplantae; Streptophyta; Magnoliopsida; Rosales; Rhamnaceae.